AUGGACUACUCAAAUUUGCGUCGCCAAAUUACCUUCAUGAAGAAAAGUUUCUUUGAUCAGGGUUACCUUGAUGAACAGUUCAAUCAGCUGGAAGAACUGCAGGACGAAUCAAGCCCCAAUUUCGUUGAGGAAGUUGUGGCUUUGUUUCUGAAAGAUUCGCCGAGAUUGUUGUCAAACAUAGAACAAACAAUUGGGAAGUACCCUCAGGAUUUCUACCGGUUAGAUUCUCUUGUGCACCAGCUCAAAGGCAGCGGAUCCAGCAUUGGAGCAGUGAGGAUGAAGAACGAGUGCUCGGUGUUUAAGGCACACUGCAAUGACAGGAAUCUGGAAGGUGUGUCCAUGGUUGUGCUUCAGAUGCCGCAGGUCACUGCAGAAGAUGAAGAGGGAGCAUGCCACUCUGAAGCAGAAGCUGGAGUCAUAUUUUCAGUUACUGCGGCAAGUCGGGCCUCGCGAGCAUGCCGUGAACUCAAGGAAGUAAGAAGAUAG
This is a messenger RNA of Triticum turgidum subsp. durum (durum wheat), 486 nucleotides long. Lineage: Eukaryota; Viridiplantae; Streptophyta; Magnoliopsida; Poales; Poaceae. The record is from the annotation of a GenBank genome assembly.